Symbiodinium necroappetens is the source of this 933-nucleotide messenger RNA. The record is from the annotation of a GenBank genome assembly. NCBI's taxonomy places the organism in Eukaryota, Dinophyceae, Suessiales, Symbiodiniaceae.
AUGGCAAUGUCUCGUACGACUUUGGCUUUGUCAGCUUGGCUGUGCCUGGUCCUGAGCCAGACUGUGAGGGGAGACUUGAACACUCAGGUAAGCCGCAAUCUGCGGCAAGGUAACCAGAGUGCAGGGAACCCAAAUCGCAGUUCGUCUCAGGAAGGCUCAGCUGGCUUGAAAGUCCGUAAGGCGAACCAGACUGGCAGGGCAAACGACUCGCUCGCCACGAAAGCAGAUUUCCAUGAGCCUCUAUUGCUGCCUCCGAAUGUCUCAGGCCAGGAUGCCCCACACAGUGCGGAAGCCGGGGCAAGUCCGAGCAAUGCGACUGCCUUCCGCCCGUCAUUCAAGUCCGCAGCUGGUUGGACUGGCGGGGUCGGCUGCUGGCACUACGGCUGCCGCAGCAGCUAUCAUCCCGAGUUCCAAUGCCAGUGCAACAAGGACUGCGGUCGCUUCAGGAAUUGCUGCUAUGACUAUGGUACUUGUUGGCAAACACCUGACAGCCGACGUCGGCGGCGUCGUGAUCCGUCGUCGAGCAAUUCGCGCCCAACUCACACCAACAUGGUAACCGGCUUCCACCAGACGAGCCCCAAUGUGUGCAAGUUGAUUGUCAACUCGGCUUUCCGACCAGGCUCAGAUGGCCACUGCGGUGGAGCCAUCUACUUUGCCUUGUCCCCCCAGGCGACGAAGACAAAGGCCAUUGGGAACGACUCCAAGAGCGGCUGCAUGAUUGAGGCGAAGGUGGAUGUGGGACGCGUCAAGUACGAGGGCCCCCGUUGUGGCCACAAGUGGACAAAGCAAGAGUUUCUCCAGACCGGGUAUGAUUCGAUACGCUUCGACCCUGGCGAUGGAGACGAGCUGGUCAUUUACGACAGUUGGAGGGUGAAGAGCAUGAGGAUCAUUCCGUUCAACGACGCAUGGAGGCCAACAUAUAAUGUUCGAUGA